AUGACGGGCUGCAAGCCCAUGGCAACGCCGAUGGAGGAGCGGAUCAAGCUGUCGAAGAACAGCACGGCGGCGAGGGUGGACGCAACGCGUUACCGGAGCAUCGUCGGCGGCCUGCGGUGGCUAACGCAUACACGGCCGGACAUCACGUUCGCAGUCGGGUAUGUAAGCCGCUUCCUCGAAGACCCGCGGGAGGACCACUGGACAGCGGCCAAGCGGGUGCUGCGCUACGUCCAGGGCUCUCUGGACAUGGGCAUCGUCUUCCCCAGGCACGGCGGGCUUCAGCUGACGGCAUUCAGCGAUGCGGACAUGGCUGGAGAUGUGGAUGGACGGAAGAGCACCACAGGUGUGCUCGUCUCCCUUGGAACCGCACCGGUGGCUUGGCAGUCACUGAAGCAGAAGGUGGUGGCGCUGUCAACCUGUGAAUCGGAGUACAUUGCAGCGGCCACCGCGGCGUGCCAAGUCGUUUGGCUGCGCCGGCUGUUGGGUGAGCUCACUGGCGUUGAAGCUCGCCCGCCAGCACUCAAGGUGGACAACCAGCCGGCCAUUGCGCUGGCAAAGAACCCCGUCUUUCACGAUCGAAGCAAGCAUAUCGAUGUGAAGUUCCAUUUUCUUCGGGACUGCGUCGAUGGGGGGCACCUUGUCAUCGAGUUCGUCGACACCGGACGGCAACUCGCUGACAUCCUCACCAAGUCGCUCGGGCGUCUUCGGUUCUCGGAAUUGAGGAAGAUGAUCGGCAUGGAUGAGGUCCAGGGCUAG
This is a messenger RNA of Panicum virgatum (switchgrass), 756 nucleotides long. Its product is annotated as secreted RxLR effector protein 161-like. Lineage: Eukaryota; Viridiplantae; Streptophyta; Magnoliopsida; Poales; Poaceae. The transcript has a single exon. The record is from RefSeq and is a predicted model, not a curated record. Bases 1 to 756 code for a protein of 251 amino acids.